AUGGCUCGCACCGUGUCUCUCCCUCCCCCGAGGGACCUGUCGCAUCAUUUCUCCACCACCACUAAACGGCGCGAAGCCAGCAGUAUCAAGGACUUGUACAAGUACUUCCUGAUCCCGGGCAUUGCUAAUCUAGCCGGAGGCCUCCCCAAUGCCUCCUAUUUUCCAUACGACACCCUCGAAGCCUCCGUCGCUCACCCGCAUCGCUUCGAACCCUCCGCAGCGCCAUCUCCCUCCUCCACCUCGGCCCGCGUCCUCAUCCCGAAAGAAAGCUCAUCCACCGACCUCCAGAAGAAAAUCGACCUCACCACCGCGCUGCAGUAUGGCACCGCCGACGGACUCGCGCCCAUGGCCGCCUUCGUGCGCCAAUUCACCCGCCGCCACCUGCACCCCAACGUGCCCUACGCCCGCGGACCGGACACCCUCCUCACCUGCGGCUCCACCGACGGCUUCUCCAAGACCAUCGAGGCCUUCACCAACCUCUGGGACCCGGCGCGCGACGGGCCCAGCCAGCGCGAGGGCAUCCUCUGCGAGGAAUUCGUCUACAUGAACGCCAUCGCGACGGUCAAGCCGCGCGGGCUCAACGUGGUGCCCGUGGCGAUGGACGCGCAGGGCAUGCGCGCGCACGGCACCGGCGGCCUCGCUGACGUGCUAAGGAACUGGGAUCUCCGGAACGGAAAACGCCCACACUUGAUGUACACCAUCACUAUCGGCCAGAACCCCACGGGCGGCACGCUGUCCGUCGACCGGCGCAGGGAAAUCUACGCCCUGUGUCGGCAGUACGACAUUAUCAUCAUCGAGGACGAUCCGUAUUGGAAUCUGCAGUAUCCGUCGGCCGCGGCGCUGGAAGCGCAGUACCGCGGUAGUAGGAGUUCAAAUACGGCCUCCCCGCGUCGCAACUACAACGCGCAUGGAAAAUCCUCCGGGUACGAGUUCCUCGACUCGCUGGUCCCGUCGUAUCUCUCUGUCGACACGGACGGCCGCGUCGUCCGGCUGGAUACCUUUUCCAAGACCAUCGCGCCGGGCUGUCGACUCGGCUGGGUGACGGCUCAGCCGGCGGUGAUUGAGCGACUGGCCCGGAUUACCGAGACGUCGACUCAGGCACCGUCAGGAUUCGUGCAGGCCAUGGUCGCGGAGCUGCUUCUGGGACAGCAGGUCGAUGAUGCCGCGGCGGCGCGGAACAAGGGCGCCGAAGCCGACAGGGGCUGGCAGAUGGACGGCUGGGUGCGGUGGCUGGAGGGUCUGCGCGGGGGGUACGAGAGACGCAUGCAGCACAUGUGCAGGGUGCUAGAGGAGGCGCGGUUCCUGGUUGACGCGGACGACGCGGUCGCAUUGACCUCUGACGAGGAGGUGUGGGAAGUCGUCGAGAAGCGGCAGAUGUUCGAGUUCACCUGGCCGACGGGCGGGAUGUUCGUCUGGAUCAGGAUGUGUCUAGAGACGCAUCCGCUGUACGGGAAGUACGCGCCCGACCGGCUCUCUCGGGCGCUGUGGGUGCACUUGACGCAGGCGCCGUACCGGUGUCUGCUGGGCCCGGGCACGAUGUUCGCGCCCACGCCGACGGUCGCCGACCGCGCAUGGCAGUACUAUCGACUGUGCUUCGCUGCCAUGCCGGCCGAGGAGGUCCAGGGCGUGACCGAGCGACUGGUGGAUGGGUUCCGGGCAUUCUGGCAGCGGAAGGACCUGGACGGUCUGGAGGGGGAGGAGACGUACGCUGUGCAGUCGGGGAACCUGCUAGGGACGGGAUGUUAA
Molecule: messenger RNA, 1746 nt
Organism: Aspergillus terreus NIH2624
Lineage: Eukaryota; Fungi; Ascomycota; Eurotiomycetes; Eurotiales; Aspergillaceae
Product: putative aromatic amino acid aminotransferase
Exons: 3
Coding region: 1-1746 (581 amino acids)
Biological process (GO): biosynthetic process
Molecular function (GO): pyridoxal phosphate binding; transaminase activity
Source: RefSeq, a predicted model, not a curated record